AUGGCUCAGAAGUUCGUUAAGUCGGUGGAAUCGGCGCCAGUCGUGCGGCGCGUCGACGCGUGGGCGGUAAAGAAUAAGAUCCCCAAAGAGCUCUCACUGGCCUUGCUCUGGUCCGCAGCUGUCCUCUCCCUCGCUGCUGUCACACUCGUUUUAAGGUUCGUCUUCGGCCUGCUCCGGGUCGUGUUCUCCUCUAUAGGAAACGUUUUCCGCAAGGCUCCCGCUGCUGCUGCCACUGCUGCUCCUGCUGCUGCUGCUGCCGCUGCUGCCGCUGCUGCCGCUUCCGUCGUUGCCGUGACUCCCGCGGAGGCCGCGGCGCUGGUGACGGUGCCGACGGUUGAAGGGGUGCUGGAGGGGCGGGUGGAGGAGGAGGAGGCAGUGAGGCUGCGACUGGUGGAGAUGGAGAUUAGGGAGAGGGAAGAAGAGAGGAAGAGAGAGGAGGAGAGGAGGAGGGAGGAAGAGGAGGAGGAGGAGAGGAAGAGAGUCGAGGCGGAGGUGAAAAGGAAGGCGGAGGAAGUGAGGAAGAGGGAGGAGGAGGAGAGGAAGAAGGAGGAGGAAGCGGCGAGGGCGCGUGCGGAGGCAGAGGAGAGGGAGAAGAGAGAGGAAGAGGAAAAGAGGACGAGAGAGGAGGAGGAAAAGAGGAAGAGAGAGGAGGAGGGAAAGAGGAAGAGAGAGGAGGAGGGAAAGAGGAAGAGAGAGGAGGAAGGGGUGAGACGGAAAGCAGAAGUUGCGGCGGCAGAGGCUGCAAAGGCGGAUAGGGAGGAGAAGUUGCAGGAGAAGGAAAGGGAGAGGAGAGAGAGGGAGGAGAGGAAGGAGAGGGAGGAGAGCGAGGAGAUAGAGGGGAAGGCUAGGCAGUUGGAGGAGGCGUGGCAGGAGGAGCAGCGGCAGCGCGCCGAGCUGGUGGAGCAGGCCGUUGCUGACGUGGCACGCGCGUACGAGCGCAAGCUUGCUGAGCUGGAGGCGGCGCACGAGGCUGAGGUGGCUGCGGUGCGGCAGGCCACGGAGGCCAGCGGGGCGAUGGGCGACGGACAGGUGGAGGAGAUGGCACGACUCCGGGUGAGUGUGACAGCAUGUUAG
Molecule: messenger RNA, 1074 nt
Organism: Closterium sp. Yama58-4
Lineage: Eukaryota; Viridiplantae; Streptophyta; Zygnematophyceae; Desmidiales; Closteriaceae
Source: the annotation of a GenBank genome assembly